Messenger RNA from Ruditapes philippinarum (Manila clam), 995 nucleotides. RefSeq names its product lethal(2) giant larvae protein homolog 1-like. Lineage: Eukaryota; Metazoa; Mollusca; Bivalvia; Venerida; Veneridae. The record is from RefSeq and is a predicted model, not a curated record. Gene Ontology annotation, cellular component: cytoplasm; plasma membrane; cortical actin cytoskeleton. The transcript is spliced from 5 exons. Bases 438 to 995 code for a protein of 185 amino acids. Gene Ontology annotation, biological process: cortical actin cytoskeleton organization; establishment of spindle orientation; regulation of protein secretion. Gene Ontology annotation, molecular function: syntaxin binding; myosin II binding; GTPase activator activity.
UUGUUAAAUAAAAAAUUCAGUGAAGAGAAAACUAGCCCUGAAGCUGGCCCAUCAACAGCCGCGGCAGGUGAGCCACCGGCAUCACCGGCUUUAUCUGAACCUAAACCAGUGGAGCGUAGCGUAGAAUUCAGGUCUACGGAAGAUUCCAUGGCAUCUAUGGUCAGAUGUCUUUACUUCGCAGACACUUUCAUUGUAAAUGGUCAUUCUCAUAAUCCAUCUUUGUGGGUAGGAACAAAUGGGGGUCAUGUAUUUGUUUAUAAUGUAACAGUCCCGAGUGGGUGAGAAACGUAACGAAGACUCUGUAACUUGUUAUACUAGCUAAGGAAAUAAAAUUGCGGCACCACGCUCCAGUUUAUUUCUAUUGGAGUUGUGAUGGUAAAUCUAGGAUACUGCCUGAAUCACUGGAAGUACAACAUGAGCGAGCUAAAGCACCAGAUAUGUCUUCACAUCAUUCCGUUAUCAUCUGUUCAGAGGAGCAACUUAAGAUAUUCACCUUGCCACAAUUGAAAGCUAAAUGGAAGUUUAAGCUAACAGCCGUAGAUGGUUCAAGAAUACGUAAAGUAGCUUUUGUUAACUUCCGCAGCCGGUCAGAUGAAAACUAUUCUGAGAAUGACAUAGCAUGUUUAAGUAACCUUGGUGAACUGAGUGUUUAUUCUGUUUCUACAUUGAGACAACAGAUGCAGGCCUCAGCCAUCAGAAGGGAAGAUAUUAAUGGCAUCACCUCAUUCAUCUUCACAAGAUAUGGCCAGGGUUUCUUCCUCCUAACAUCAUCUGAAUACCAAAGGAUAUCACUGUCGGCACGCACACAGGGAGAGCCAACAUGCACCUUAGAACUUGCAGAAGGUAUGAGGCCCGAGCCUCCACCAGAACCCGAAACAGAAACAGAGCCAGAGGCUGGAGCCGAGGGUGGUGAGGAACAACAAGCCAAAGAAGGAGAAGGGGAAGCAACUCAAGGAGAACAGUAUGAUUAUGAGAUAUAUCGAGGCACUAAAUGA